Messenger RNA from Aspergillus fischeri NRRL 181, 558 nucleotides. RefSeq names its product putative CmcJ-like methyltransferase. The transcript is spliced from 2 exons. Lineage: Eukaryota; Fungi; Ascomycota; Eurotiomycetes; Eurotiales; Aspergillaceae. Gene Ontology annotation, molecular function: oxidoreductase activity. The record is from RefSeq and is a predicted model, not a curated record. Bases 1 to 558 code for a protein of 185 amino acids.
AUGGACGACUCCUGCUCGACAGUUCAGGCCAGCUUGUUUUUCCUGACGCCGGACGAACUGCACAAGCAACAGCGGCCCUAUACGUUUAAAUUCCCACCCUACAAUGGCUGCCCCCAGAGCAACAUGACACAUGAAAAAAUAAACGGUAUUACCGUCGAGAAUAUGCGGGGACGGGAAGAUCAAUUUCAGCUCGAGCGCAAUGGCUUCACCAUUCUCAAGGUCAACACUGGCCUCGAGUAUGACGAUUUUUUCAAGCAGAAGGAGGUCACACAGUACCUUCACUUGAUGGAAGGAGUGCUGAAAGCUCAUCUUGGUGCUAGUCGGAUACGAAAGCGACACCCUAUGUAUCCAGUAUCAGACGGAACGGCGUAUGAGUAUGACCAGCCAACAACAGUGGUUCAUGUAGGUAAGAUUGCACAACUGUUUGUCCUUUUUAAGUCCGGUCGCCCAACUGUAACUAUAGACACAAGCCGCGAAGGGACUAUAGAUGAGAUACGGCGCCAGUACGGGAAAGAGGCAGAUGGCCUCCUGAAGAAGCGAUUCCAGUGGAUCAAGUAA